AUGUUCCUUCUCUUUGCACUCUUUGCUGAGCUUGGAAUGCUGCAGGCCAGCCAUGAUUCUGAAGGAAUAUUCCUGCACCUCACGGUGCCACAAAAGAUAAGCUCAAAUGAGAGUGAAGUUUCAGAGAGGAAGGUGACUUAUAUCCUUUCAAUUGAUGGAAAACCUUACACUCUGCACCUUAGAAAACACUCAUUCCUGUCCCAGAAUAUUUUGGUUUAUACAUAUAGUGAAACGGGAUCUUUGCAAUCUGAGUCUUCAUAUGUUAUGAUGCAUUGCCAUUACCAAGGAUAUGUUGCAGAAUCUCCACAUUCUGUUGUGACACUCAGUGUCUGCUCUGGCCUCAGAGGAUUUCUGCAGUUUGAAAAUAUCAGCUAUGGAAUUGAACCACUGGAAUCUUCAGCAAGAUUUGAGCAUAUAAUUUACCAAGUGAAAAAUGGCAAUCCAGAUGUACUGACCUUCGCUGAUAAUUACAGCCAUAUUAGGCAGAAAGACCAGCUCUACAAAUUUCAUUUAAGCUCACAGGUAACUGUGGUGGUUCUGAUGUUAUAA
Molecule: messenger RNA, 549 nt
Organism: Marmota flaviventris (yellow-bellied marmot)
Lineage: Eukaryota; Metazoa; Chordata; Mammalia; Rodentia; Sciuridae
Product: disintegrin and metalloproteinase domain-containing protein 18-like
Biological process (GO): cell adhesion; male gonad development; binding of sperm to zona pellucida
Cellular component (GO): plasma membrane
Source: RefSeq, a predicted model, not a curated record